Molecule: messenger RNA, 952 nt
Organism: Ceratotherium simum simum (southern white rhinoceros)
Lineage: Eukaryota; Metazoa; Chordata; Mammalia; Perissodactyla; Rhinocerotidae
Source: RefSeq, a predicted model, not a curated record
CGGAGAAGUGUCCCCCGGGAGCUGGUGGCACCCUCAUUAGGUAUCGGGAAGGGUCCAGGGAAAGAUCACAGAAUCAGGGAGGAUGCACCCUCAAUGGCCACGGAAUGUGAAGUCGUCUGUGCCGCGGAUGAGGACCUAGAGGCCGCCGAGCGCCGCCCGGUCUGCAGGGUGGACUCUGCAAGGAGAAUCUGUGCUGAGGACCGGUUGUGUCCUCGCGUCGUCACACUUGGGCUCCCUGUGACCUCCCCUCUGUCCCUGCACAGGCUGCUACCUGCCCAGCAACCCCGAGGCCAUCGUGCUGGACAUCGACUACAGGUCCAGGACACCCAUGCAGAGUGCUGCAAAAGCUCCAUAUCUGGCUAAAUUCAAGGUGAAACGAUGUGGAGUUAGUGAACUUAAAAAAGAAGGUCUGCGGUGCUGCUCGGACUCCGGGGAUGAGCAUGGCACGCAGGAGGCCGAUGGCCAGACGGUCUCCUGGCAGGCGGCCAUCUUCAAAGUGGGAGACGACUGCUGACAGGACAUGCUGGCCCUCCAGAUCAUCGACCUCUUUAAAAACAUCUUCCAGCUGGUCGGCCUGGACCUCUUUGUCUUCCCCUACCGGGUGGUGGCCACCGCCCCCGGGUGCGGGGUGAUCGAGUGCAUCCCCGACUGCACCUCCCCGGACCAGCUGGCCCGCCAGACGGACUUCGGCAUGUACGACUACUUCACACGCCAGUACGGGGACAAGUCCACCCUGGCCUUCCAGCAGGCGCGCUACAACUUUAUCCGAAGCAUGGCAGCCUACAGCCUCCUGCUGUUCCUGCUGCAGAUCAAGGACAGGCACAACAGCAACAUCAUGCUGGACAACAAGGGCCACAUCAUCCACAUCGGUCAGCCAGGCCCAGCGCCGCCCUCGUCCUCUCCCUUUCCCCUGGAGCCUGGGGCAGGGUAGCGAUCCCCACCCCACAGCAGA